Messenger RNA from Phyllostomus discolor (pale spear-nosed bat), 2647 nucleotides. RefSeq names its product olfactory receptor 51G2-like. The transcript has 2 exons. Gene Ontology annotation, biological process: G protein-coupled receptor signaling pathway. Gene Ontology annotation, molecular function: olfactory receptor activity; G protein-coupled receptor activity. Lineage: Eukaryota; Metazoa; Chordata; Mammalia; Chiroptera; Phyllostomidae. The coding region runs from base 457 to 1440 and encodes 327 amino acids. The record is from RefSeq and is a predicted model, not a curated record. Gene Ontology annotation, cellular component: membrane.
AGAAUUUGGAAAGAGCUUUGACUCAUUCUUUUGAUGAAAAUGCCUCACUGCCUCUGUUGCUUCAGAAGGACAGAGUGUGUCCUAGUCACUAACUAUCUUCUUGGUCCCCACCUGCCUCCAUCUGUCACUAGGCAAUUCAUGGGGCUGACUCUUUGGGAAGAGCAGGUGCUCAGAACAGGGCACUUUAGUAUUCUUCUGAUAAUUAUUUGAAAAGUUAUUAAGAUGUACUUAUUGCCUGAAGCUUCCUUCCAAGUCCCAGAUCUGCUUGGCUCAGCUCUCAGGGGAUUCAGCAAGUUCAAUUCUGAAAAUCUCUUGGAUUUGCACCCAGAUCCCAGCAGACCUUUUAGUUUUCUACCUCAACCAGGAGGAUUAUAAAGUUCUGGUUUUUAUUGACACAGCAAGAGAUGCUUUUCACAAAGAGAGGACUAGAUGUGAGGAGACACAAGCUCUGGAACUAUGGGUGGACAACACCUUCCUGGAAUCACUAUGUUCUCUUGCAACACCAGCACUUUGGGUCAUUCUACCUUCCUUCUCACUGGCUUUCCAGGCCUGGAAGCUUCUCAUCAUUGGGUUUCCAUCCCUAUCAACCUCAUCUGUGUGUUUUCCAUCGUGGGUAACAGUAUCAUCCUUUUCCUGAUACGUACAGACCCAGCCUUACACGAACCCAUGUACAUCUUCCUAUCCAUGCUGGCAGCCUCUGACCUGGGCCUCUGUGCCUGCACCUUCCCAACUAUGGUGCGACUCUUCUGGCUGGGUGCUCGUGAGCUGCCCUUUGAUCUCUGUGCAGCACAGAUGUUCUUCAUCCAUGCCUUUACCUAUGUGGAGUCUGGUGUGCUGCUGGCCAUGGCCUUUGAUCGCUUUGUUGCCAUCCGGGACCCUCUGCACUAUGGCACAAUUCUUACCCACUCGGCCAUGGCCAAAGUGGGAGCUGCCAUCUUGGUGAGGGCUGUCCUGCUCAACCUCCCAGGACCCAUCCUUCUGCGGCGUCUGCUCUUUCCCCAGAUCAGUGUACUUUCUCACUGCUACUGCCUGCACUGCGAUCUUGUGGGACUUGCCUGCUCAGACACAAAGAUUAAUAGCUUGUUUGGCCUGGUCUCCAUCCUCCUCUCAUUGGGCCUUGACUCCUCCCUCAUUGUGCUCUCCUACGCUCUGAUCCUGAGGACAGUGCUGGGCAUCGCAUCAGCUGGGGAGCGGCUCAAGGCCCUCAACACGUGUGUUUCACACCUGUGCAUUGUUCUCAUCUUUUAUAUGCCCAAACUGGGGCUAUCUGUGUUGCAUCGAGUAGAGAAGCACAGCUACCCUGCUCUGGCAGUGCUCAUGGCCAACCUGCACUUUUUGGUCCCACCCUUCAUGAACCCCAUCGUUUAUUGCGUCAAGUCUAAACAGAUCCGUCAGGGCCUCCUGAAGCGUUUCCAGGAGAAAAGGGUUGAUGUUCCCUAGAACAGCGGAAGAGCCUAGAGACACAUGACCCUGUGGGUCAACCCAGGUCUUGGGGUGAGGGAGAAUUAAUUAUGAGCAGUUAAUUUUGGGGAGUUUAAAUGAUUUUUUUAAAAAUGAUUAAUGUUUUUAAAUAAUCCAGCUCUGUUGUGCCCUUUGUGUGGGUGGCACUAUCAGAUCCUAUAAUUAUGUUUUUGGGGACUGAGACCACUGGAAAGUAUAUCAAAGUAUCACUUUGAUAAGCUUCUUAUCACUCUAUCUGAUUAGAGUUGAACUAUUUCAGACUCAUAUAUAUUUUAAUUUCUCCUUGCCAAGGGGACUUAAUCACACUAACUGGUAGGAUGUGUGUACAUAUCUUUUUGUGAAGGUACCUCUCUCUGCCCCCCACCCCUGAAUUUCUCCCCCCCCAUUUCAUUUCUAAGCCUAAGAAGAACUAUAUUUGUAUUAUAUAUAAGUAAGAAUAUUAUGUGUAAAUAGGCUAUAUUCACCUUAACAUUGGCUGUAUUUUUCCAAAUUUAAUAUAAACCAGCUCACAUACCAAGAAGCAGAAGAGGGGAGUGGGUGGUUGGAAACUCAGAGUCACACAGUAUGUGCAGAAUUUAUCUAGCAUUUAUUUGAAGUUCAGGGAGUGGUAGUUUUCUCCUGGUUCUCUUCAUGUGUGCCUUUAUUUGUUCUUUUUUCUUUCUUUCAGUUACAGUUUAUAUUCAAUAGUAUUUUUGUAUUAGUUUCAGGUGUACAGCAUGGUGGUUAGACAAUCAUACACUUUACAAAGUGUUCCCCCUGAUAGUUCCAGCACCCACCUGGCAUCAUACAUAGUUAUUAUAAUAUUACUGACUAUAUUCCUUGUGCUGUACUUUAUAUCCUUUGCUACUUUGUAACUGCUAAUCUACUUCUUAACCCCUUCACUUUUUUCACCUGGUCCCCCAACCUGCUUCCCUGUGUCUCUAUUUUGAGCUAGAGAGAAAGUUUGAUACUGCCAAGCCUAGGAAAACUGUUCAGUGUAACUCCUGGACAAAGCUGGUUUCUCAAGCAUCAGUGGUAAGGGUGGAAGAGCCAUUCACUUCCAACACAGGUUACCUGCUAGGUUGUAAGCUCCAUGAGGACCAGGAUUCAGGAACUAUUUUGUUCACUGCUAUAUCCCCAGCUCUAAGAAUGACACCUACCAUAAACUAGGUGCGCAACAUAUAUUUUUAAAUAAAUGAGUAGAGAA